Daldinia decipiens is the source of this 672-nucleotide messenger RNA. RefSeq lists its product as uncharacterized. Bases 1 to 672 code for a protein of 223 amino acids. The transcript is spliced from 2 exons. NCBI's taxonomy places the organism in Eukaryota, Fungi, Ascomycota, Sordariomycetes, Xylariales, Hypoxylaceae. The record is from RefSeq and is a predicted model, not a curated record.
AUGUGUAAACAAUACCACUACCACACCAAGUGCCACACGACCAACUGCCAAUCUAUCCUCGGCUCGAAGAAGCGCAACCGGUACUGUCGCGAAGCUCUCAAAGCUAGGCGCCUCGGACGCUGCUCAACGGGCGUCCAGAUCGCGGGUGUUUUCCGCAGCGAGGACUCGAAAGCGUGUUGCGACGCCUGCAAGCAGCAAGCCAAGAUAGCCCGCCAGCGCGAACAGGAGAACGAACAGCAGGUCCCGGACCAGAGCAGCAGCGACCAGGAGAACAACUCCGACACCGAGAUCUUGUCUAGUCUCGGCUUCGUCGCAAUGCCCAAGGCUAAGCCCAAACCACCAUCUCAACCUCUCGUCUCAGCCCAGCCCAAACCCCUACCAAAAAGCAAGGCCAACAACAGCAACAAAGACCUAUUCGACACGAACGCACCUCGCGAAGUCCUCGCCCCCCAAACCCCGGAGAAGAAGACGUCAGCCACCAGCUCCAGCACCACCAAGCGCGGCCGAAGGCUCUACAACAAGCCCCAAGACCACGACCGGGAUCACCCUCCCGUCGACGACGCCGAGCGCUAUCCCUACGGCUUCGGCCCAACGCCCACCGAGGGCAAGUACGUCUACGAGUAUAAGCGCGAGGAUGACGAGCCCGGCGAAGACGGUUAUCGUGGUGAAUGA